Molecule: messenger RNA, 881 nt
Organism: Populus nigra (black poplar)
Lineage: Eukaryota; Viridiplantae; Streptophyta; Magnoliopsida; Malpighiales; Salicaceae
Product: heavy metal-associated isoprenylated plant protein 30-like
Exons: 3
Coding region: 134-562 (142 amino acids)
Molecular function (GO): metal ion binding
Source: RefSeq, a predicted model, not a curated record
UAUUGACCGCCAUGGCUACCAUCUUAGAGCGAGCAUUCAAGUCUUUCUUAUCUAAUUCCAUUGCUUACUGAUCUUACUUUAAAUUUACUUUCGAGAAGAGUACCGCACGAGGUUCGAAAAUAUCAAACACAACAUGCCUAAGGGGAGACCACUUUCUUUGCAGACUGUGGAGCUCAAAGUCAGGAUGUGCUGCACUGGCUGUGAAAGAGUUGUCAAAAAUGCCAUUUACAAGCUUAAAGGUAUUGAUUCAGUGGAGGUGGACUUGGAGAUGGAAAAGGUAACUGUAGUGGGAUAUGUUGAUCGAAACAAGGUGCUGAAGGCGGUGAGGAGGGCAGGAAAGAGAGCAGAAUUCUGGCCCUAUCCGAAUCCGCCAUUGUACUUCACAUCAGCUAAUCACUAUUUCAAGGACACAACUAGUGAGUUCAAAGAGAGUUACAACUAUUACAAGCAUGGCUACAACCUUGCAGACAGGCAUGGGACCAUCCCGGUGAGCCACCGGGGAGACGACAAGGUCAGCAACAUGUUUAACGAUGACAACGUUAAUGCCUGCUGUCUCAUGUAGCUAGCUAGCUAGCUAUAUGUAUCUUCAAGUUCCAAGUGUGUACGUAGCUAUUGGGAAAGGCUUGUGUGUAGAAUCUAGGUGAGAUUUUAUUUGUAUGAGGAUGGCAUGUAUCAUCAAUUGUUCAUCCUCUUAUCUGUGAGCCAUGGAAAAGUUUGUGUGUUGCUUUGUAUGUUCUGGUGGUAUGGUAUGUUCUGGUGGUAUGGAAUAUAUUCAAUGGAACAGCUAGCUUCAUGCGCUUGUUUUCAUGCCACUGUAUUAUCUAUCAUUGUAUAAAAAGAUGUCCAUAUCAAAUAAUUCUGCCUUCUAGUUCAAAUUCCAA